Messenger RNA from Theobroma cacao (cacao), 1167 nucleotides. Lineage: Eukaryota; Viridiplantae; Streptophyta; Magnoliopsida; Malvales; Malvaceae. The record is from RefSeq and is a predicted model, not a curated record.
AUGGUGCUCCAUCUCGCCAGACCCAAACGUAGGUCCCUGACCAACCCUUCUCUCUGCCACCUUUUAUCCACUUUCUCAAAUCACCCAAACAGCGAAAACACCACUACUACCGACAGCAACAGCCCGGGCAAUAGCCCCAGCAGCGAUAAUCCCUCUUUAAUCUCUUCUUACUUCAGCGAUAUCAAAGCUGGCCUCAAACAUCAAUCAAAUGAAAGACCCACUUCCCCUUUUUCACGAAACCGCACAAAUCCUUCCAGUCCCACUUCCAAAACCAUCCCCAUGAGCGCUUUCGUAGCGGAAAUCCGCAAGAAUCUUUCCGAUUACCGCGAACGAUCCGCCGUGCCACCUCCCACUGAAUCCUCUGCUAUACCUUCACAGUCACGGCCUCAUAUUUCAUUCCAAGAAAUAUACAAAAGAAAUGCCUCAGCAAAACAAGGGGAUUCCAAUGUAAACCCUGCCAGUUCCGGUCCUGGCCGGAAAUUGGGAUUUGAAACCAUAAGGGAAAGUCUAGGGAAAAUUAAAAAGAAACCCGGGGCGACUAAUGUGGAGGAAAAAACCGGGCCGUUUUGGUCUUUGUCUCAUUAUAAGGAGAGUUUUAAGUUGAAGCCUUCAGAAGGCAAUGUGGUUUACCCGGUGAUUGGCGGGACAGAGCUGCCAAAGUCGGUUUUUGGGAGGGAGAUGACGGAGAGGACCAAGGAAGGGGAGGCUGCGAUGAAGACCGAGUUUGUUAAGAUGUAUAGUUAUGGGGAGUUGGGGAUGAGGUUGAAGCAGUUGCGGCCGGAGAGGAAGGGAGGGGAAGGAUGGUUUUCCCUGCAGGAGUUGAAUGAAAGGUUGAUGAAGUUGAGGGAGAUGGAUAGUAAGGAGAGUGAGUCACGGAUUGGUGAGGCUUUUAAGGAUUUGAGGAAAAGCUUGUAUGACAUUAAGAUGGCUGAUGAUGAGAAACAGAAAAGGACCUUCAUCCAGAGAAUUGAUAUUUUGGACCACUUGGGUAGAACUCCAAAUUUUAUGUUGCGCCCUCCAAAGGAUCAUUUAGUUGAAAAGUAUUUCCAUCCAGAUAACAUGUCUUCUGCUGAAAAACUGAAAAUUGAACUUGCAAAAGUUAGAGAUGAAUUUAAGAUGUCAGAGUCAGAUUGUGGAUCUGCACGUGUUCAAGGUGAACUAUACUAA